GGUUAGAACCAACACAAGGCCAACGCAGUCUUUUGCACACUUUCAUCUACAAUUUACAAACUUUAACCAAAGCUCUCUCUUGCUCUUCACAUGACUCGUGCUUUCAGGCUCCUCGGCGCCGCCAACUCCUCGGCCACUUCCGAGCCGCCUCCCGAACAAACGGCCGCCGUCGACUCCGACUUCGUCGUCAUCCUCGCUGCUCUCCUAUGCGCCCUUAUUUGCGUCCUCGGUCUCAUUGCCGUCGCCCGCUGUGCCUGGCUUCGCCGACUCUCCGGCGGAGGUCCUGCUUCCAAUCCCCCGGCUUCUUCCCGUCCGGCGCCUCCUGCGAACAAAGGCCUCAAGAAGAAGAUCCUCAAGUCCCUUCCUAAAGACACCUUCUCAGCUGAUUUCUCCGCCAAAUUCUCCGAUUGUGCGAUUUGCCUGACAGAGUUCGUCGCCGGGGACGAAAUCCGGGUUCUCCCGCAGUGCGGCCACGGUUUCCACGUCGCCUGCAUCGACACGUGGCUGGGUUCCCAUUCUUCCUGCCCUUCUUGCCGCCAGAUUCUCGUAGUCGCCAGGUGCCACAAGUGCGGGGGUUUUCCCGGACCUGGCGCUUCGACUUCCGGAACCGACUCCGAGGCUAGAUUGAAAGAGCGUGAGGAUGAUGUCCACAGGUUCCUACCCUAGCCAAAGCUAGUCAGUGUGUCUCAAGGAUUCCUCGAUUUUUUUCCCUUUCUUUUCCAAGUUUAAGUAUGUUUAGGUCAUAUUUUUCAUUAGCUAAUUUACCUCCGCCAACUAUUACUACUAUUACCCACUAAUAGCAUUUUGGCUUUGAUUUAUUUGAAUUGUAUAUCUAAUAG
Molecule: messenger RNA, 839 nt
Organism: Hibiscus syriacus
Lineage: Eukaryota; Viridiplantae; Streptophyta; Magnoliopsida; Malvales; Malvaceae
Product: RING-H2 finger protein ATL80-like
Exons: 1
Coding region: 91-666 (191 amino acids)
Source: RefSeq, a predicted model, not a curated record